GCGCCGCAUUUCCAGCAUUACUACAGUUGAAGGGCGCAGCGCGGAAUAGCAGCAGCCGCUUAUAGUGACGGUGCCGCUACAGUGGAGAGAAAAUGCUCAGAUUUCUGCCUAAAUUACUCCUGCUAGUGUUACUAGCCUUUCCUGCUACUCUUCUGGUGAAAGGCCCAUUAGUUGCUGCACAAGAUGCUACAGAAGAAGAAGAGGCAGCUGAUGAAGAUACUACUGAUGAUGUGAUUGCUGAGGAUGAGGACGAUGAAGCAGAGGUGGAAGAUGAUGAAAACACAGAAUUAACUGAAGAAAAGGAUGAAGAGGAAGAAGAAGAAGCUCUGGCAGGGGAGGUGAAGCCUUCCCCUAAUGCUGAUACAACUAUUCUGUUUGUAAAAGGAGAAGACUUUCCCGCCAACAACAUUGUGAAGUUUCUCCUGGGUUUCACCAACAAAGGCAGUGAAAAUUUUGUGGUGGAGUCUUUGGAUGCUUCUUUCCGCUACCCUCAGGAUUUCCAGUUUUACAUUCAGAAUUUCACUGCGCUCCAGUUGGGCUUGGUCGUACCUCCGCAGCGCCAGGCCACAUUUGAAUACUCCUUUAUCCCUGCUGAGCCGAUGGGUGGACGGCCCUUUGGUCUGGUUAUUAACCUGAACUACAAAGACAGCAAUGGCAAUGUUUUCCAGGAUGCAGUAUUUAACCAGACUGUCACCAUCACAGAGAAAGAAGAUGGACUGGAUGGAGAAACGAUUUUCAUGUAUGUGUUCCUCUCGGGACUUGGACUGUUGGUUGUAGUUGGCCUGCAUCAGCUACUGGAAUCCAGAAAGAGGAGGAGACCUGCAGCCAAAGUGGAGAUGGGGACAUCCAACCAUAAUGAUGUGGACAUGAGUUGGAUUCCUCAGGAGACGCUUAAUCAAAUUAUGCAGAGUCGGCGAGAUAAGGCUUCCCCCAGAAGAUCACCUCGUAAGAGGACACAGAAGCGUUCAGCUGGAUCAGAUGAGUGAAUACAGUCUUAACACUGUGGCUCUUGGCCGUAUGUUGUACUGAGCUCAGUCUGCUGAGGGCAAGUAGCCCUGUUCAUUUUUCAACUUUUUUUUUUUUUUUGGACUGGUCCAAAACAUGCAUACAUCCUGUUCAUACUGUCCUUUUUUAUAAAGAAAUUGGGUAACAAAUGAGCAUAAACUAUCAAAACGGAGCAAAACUAUUUUUGUUUGUUAUUGGGCAACUCUGCUUCUUGCCUGUGGAUACAUUUAGAGGUAUAAUGAUAUUUUCUGAUAUUUUGGCACUGAUUCUCUUUCUGCACACACUCACACACUUGCUCAAUUGGGUUUAGCCCAGUGAUGGUUGAUGGCUAGCGGAUUCUGCCACAGUUUUAAGUGCACUGCAUUUUUUUUUGUUUGUUUGUUUUUGGUUUGUUUAUCUCUGUUUAUGUUGCAGUUUUUCUUAUGGAGGAUUGAUUAUUGACUGUAUGAAAUCAAACUGUAUUAAUGAAUUCUCAGAAUGUGCCUGCUUUGUUCUUUUUCUUCUGGUUUUCUUUUUUUUGUAUCAGCUCUCAUCGCCAUGCUCAGUUUACAAAUGUGUUUUCAGGAUUUUAAAUCUUUUCAGAAUUAGCGAAAGCACUGGUGUAUAUACUGGGUAGUGCUUGGGAGGGGGGAAGCUACAAUUAAUUUAUUUCUUGUUUCUGCCAGGCCUGUGAUUUUUAUACUGUAUCUUCUGGCAUGAAUUUGGAUGCCCAUGCUUAGUACUUGUGUGCUUUUAAAGCGUAGUACACUACUGUACCCAGAUGGGCCUUUGUCUUUACAAUAUUGUGGGUUUUGCCAGCCCAUGAUUAAUCAGCAGUUAAUGCUUUGUACUUAGUUGUACAUGUUUUUUAGUAGGUGUAUUUGCUUUAUUGGCUGAUAACUUUCCUACUAAUGUUUUUAGAGUUGACUGAUGUCUUUACAAAUUGUUUAUUAUGGAGAAAAGCUGUCUGAUCUGUCAUCAGAAAGUUCACAAUAUAUAAUUUAUCAUAGCUUUCUCUCAUUGGGCUGUUUAAUCUGCUCAACUACUUUGCAAAGACUCAAAGCUUCUGUUCCUCGCCCCUUUUUUUUCUUGGAACAAGGUGAGAGUGGGAAGAUUAGACAUUUUUUCUUGAAGCAGGUACUGAGGCUCAAAUAUUGGAGGCAAUUGUGGGUUUAUAUGGAAAAAUAAAAAUAUGGAAAACAGUAUGAA
Molecule: messenger RNA, 2193 nt
Organism: Astyanax mexicanus (Mexican tetra)
Lineage: Eukaryota; Metazoa; Chordata; Actinopteri; Characiformes; Acestrorhamphidae
Gene: ssr1
Product: signal sequence receptor, alpha
Exons: 9
Coding region: 93-986 (297 amino acids)
Cellular component (GO): endoplasmic reticulum; endoplasmic reticulum membrane
Source: RefSeq, a predicted model, not a curated record